Molecule: messenger RNA, 1361 nt
Organism: Benincasa hispida (wax gourd)
Lineage: Eukaryota; Viridiplantae; Streptophyta; Magnoliopsida; Cucurbitales; Cucurbitaceae
Gene: DGAT3
Product: diacylglycerol acyltransferase
Source: RefSeq, a predicted model, not a curated record
UAGUUUCAAAUUCGACUCCUCGCUUCCCUUUUUCUCGACAAAUCUUCAAUCGAUCACUUGUGUCGAACCCUUUUUCCCCAAAUCCAUGGAGGUCUCCGGCGCCGUUUCCCGGCAUCUCUCCGCCUUCUUCCGCCAUGAUUUUGAUCAAUCCAUCGAGCUCUCCCGUGCCGAUGCUCGGCGGGCCUCCUGUAGCCUGUCUAUUUCCGGUGGUUCUGUCGGUACUGGAACUCGCACUUUAGGGCUCGCCAGUCGUUGGAAUAUGGAUUCUUCUAGGUUUUGCGAUGACGGUCAUUUACGAUAUUAUGUUGGACCGACGUGCCAUGGCGGGAGGUUGAAGAAGGAGAAGGAGGCGGUGAAGAAGAAAUUGAAAUUGUUGAAAGGAUUGUCCGCUACGGAUUAUGAAUCGAGCUUAUUGUUUCAUCUCGAUCAUGGCUCGAUCGGCGAAUUUCAGGCGGAUCGCUUCUCUAUUGAGGAAACAAGAGAGGCAUUGACAAGACAACUCCAACAGCUAAAAUCAGAGGAGAAGGAACAGAAAAGGAAGAAGAAAUUAGAGAAGGCCAAGCUAAAAGCAGCUCGAGCACAAACCAUUCACGACUCAUCAUUUUCAUCCUCUGAAUCCAGUGACAAUGAAGCCCAUAUGAUCAACAAAAGCUACCGAAUAAGGAAGGCGCUUUCGCAGCCAUUCCCAGAUCAAUACCAAACCAAUGCCAUUCAAGGAUCAACAUUGCCUCCUCCGUUGCAAACCCAACUUCUCAAUUCAAAAUCCGGAAAUGUCGGUGUAUCGACAUCUGUAGGGAGGAUUGAAGUGUGUAUGGGAAACAAGUGCAAGAAGGCAGGAGCAGCAGCAUUGAUGGAGGAAUUUGGGAGGGUGAUGGGGGCUGAUGGUGCUGUUUGUGGGUGUAAAUGCAUGGGAAAAUGUAGAGAUGGACCAAAUGUAAGAGUUUCUGGUGCUCUUGACAUACAAAAUCCUCUGUGCAUUGGAGUUGGAGUGGAGGAUGUUGGUAGAAUUGUAGCUGAAUAUCUAGGACAAGAAAGGGGGCAGCAACAAUCCAGGUUUGCACCUGCAAAAUCUGAUUGAUACACAUCAUAGAAGUAAAAUUUAGUGCAGCUUUUUUGAUGAAUUUGUAAAAAGUUAAUCAUCUUCUAUUUUGAGUUAUACUGAGUUGGGUUGGGAUGAGGAAGUUUUUGGACUGAAACCAACUUUUAGGAUUUUAAAUUUUUCCAUCCAUUGGAGCUAGACAAUUUCAAUCUCAACUCAAUCAUGAAAUUUGAGUUGGGUCCUUUGAUAAAAAAUAUUGAAAUUAAGAGUCUUGUGAAUACUAAUUUACUUAUGUUUUAAAUAUUAUAUUGAGAUAUGAACA